AACGGAAUAUUGGACCAAAUCUUUCGCGCUGUUGAAUUCUUCGAGAAGCGACUGCUGGCUCCGCUCGAUCACACUCUCGCAAGCUUGACUGUUGGCGACCAAGCGAUGGCCAGCAGCGCGUGCAUCGCUGCCACCUGCUCGAGCUGGACCGUCUCGUGCCGGCAGCCCAGGGGAAGCAGCAGGCUCAAAACUCAGCCUCGACCCUUCCGCGCCUUAACCUCCUGUACCUCCAGCUGCUCCGUCUCGCUCGCGGCAUUGUCGUCGUCUCCCGAGAGUCCCAGCAGGUCCAGCGUCGACACUUCCCUGUGGAAGCGCGACGAGCUGCAUUCUGCGUUGUUGAACUUCGGACGCACAGAGUUCAGAGCGCGCUCCGGCUCGAAACUUGUCCUCGCCAUGGCUGCGGAGAUGAAGACCGUGUUGGUUACCGGAGCUGGUGGACGAACUGGCCAAAUUGCUUACAAGAAACUUGAAAAGAUGUCGGAUCAAUUUAUUGCGCGCGGGUUGGUGCGAAGUGAGGAGAGCAAAUCGAAAGUUGGUGGAGGUGAUAGUAUAUUUGUCGGUGAUGUUACAAAGCCUGAGACACUCAAGGAAGCGUUCAGCGGCAUCGAUGCCCUGAUCAUCCUGACGAGUGCAGUGCCUAAAAUGAAGCCAGGUUUUGACCCCACCAAGGGAGGUCGUCCUGAAUUUUAUUAUGAGGAAGGAGGUUUCCCAGAGCAGGUUGAUUGGCUCGGACAGAAGGCCCAAAUUGAUGCUGCCAAAGAAGCAGGAGUGAAACAGAUUGUUCUUGUGGGAUCUAUGGGUGGAACCAACGACAAUCAUCCUCUGAAUGCUCUGGGCAACGGAAAGAUUCUUAUCUGGAAACGGAAGGCAGAAAAAUAUUUGUCUGAGGCUGGACUUCCCUACACAAUUAUCAGAGCUGGCGGACUUCAAGACAAAGAUGGUGGUAUAAGGGAGCUCUUGCUGGGAGCAGAUGAUGCACUACUUAGCACUGACACGAAGGCAGUCGCCAGAGCUGAUGUGGCAGAAGUUGCCAUUCAGGCUCUUCUUAACGAGGAGGCGAAGAACAAAGCUUUGGAUUUGGCAUCGAAGCCUGAGGGUGAAGGGACUCCAACCACAGAUUUCAAAGCCUUCUUCAGUCAAUGCACAGCCACUUUUUGAAUAGAUAUUCGUAAUUAGAAACGGUAUCAUACUUAGAAGCUGGGUAGAAACUAACGGCUUUGACAUAGAUUAGAGAUGAGGCAGGUGUACAGUGGUACUUUCAGGUGGCUUUGCGAUUGUUUCCACCUCGUUGUGUUAUUCAUGUGCAUAAUGUAUAUCUGCGCGAGUGCGAAGAAUUGCACUUCAUCUUUGGUAGUGUGUGAAUAGCAUGUUUGUUGAUGCGGCAUGGGGAACGGAUGAAGAGUCUUAUCUUUCUACUGCAAAUUGUGUUGUACACAUCAGUUGUAGAUGAUGUGCUGAGUAUGGUCAAGAUGGUAUGCUAAAGAUGUGUUUACCAUGAGUUUUCAGUUUUCC
Molecule: messenger RNA, 1512 nt
Organism: Marchantia polymorpha subsp. ruderalis
Lineage: Eukaryota; Viridiplantae; Streptophyta; Marchantiopsida; Marchantiales; Marchantiaceae
Source: the annotation of a GenBank genome assembly